This is a messenger RNA of Siniperca chuatsi (mandarin fish), 4456 nucleotides long. RefSeq names its product vezatin, adherens junctions transmembrane protein (gene vezt). The record is from RefSeq and is a predicted model, not a curated record. The coding region runs from base 336 to 2759 and encodes 807 amino acids. Gene Ontology annotation, biological process: cell-cell adhesion. Gene Ontology annotation, molecular function: myosin binding. Gene Ontology annotation, cellular component: plasma membrane. NCBI's taxonomy places the organism in Eukaryota, Metazoa, Chordata, Actinopteri, Centrarchiformes, Sinipercidae. The transcript has 12 exons.
GCAGCUAGCUUACAGGGACAGCUUAGCAAGCUAGUAGGUAGCUAGCUUCACAUAAGCAGCCGUUUGCCCUGUUGCCAUGCUUUGACAAUCCAAAACAAAUCCACAUAUUUGGCUGGCUGCUAACUGUGUUUCUGCCAAGGAGCUUUGGUGGUCAUGAGAGGGGCUGAGCUGAGCUAGUGUGCGCAUUGUUGGCUUUUCAUCAUCACUAGACUGGUAGUCAGAGGUGGGGUGGGGGAUGUCCAGAUCCAAUGCGUCGGUUCUGAAAAAAACCCUUCACAGACACACACGUAACUACAUCUGGAUGGUGACAACAUGAGCUGCGACUUCGUGUGACAAUGCAUAACUCCCCUCUUUUCCAGUACCUGCAUGAUCUAGGGCACACAGACUUUGAGGCAUGUCCAACGGCAUCACAGGAGGAGGAAUAUGGCGGACAAGAGGGAGACCUCACCUCUCCUGAUGAAGAUCCACAGAAAAAUUCAGGAGGAAGCUUAUGGAGACUGGCUAAAGCCUUUUGGAGAUGGAGUCCGAUUCACCAGGCGGCUGCAACUCGUAAGCUGGGGCAGCAGCUGGACUGUGUGUUCGGCCAGUACUCUGUGAGGUGCAUUCUUGAUCAGGACGUGCUGCUGCAGGAGGAUGUGGAGCUGAUCGAGCUGUUAGACCCGAGUCUGCUCACCCUCGGCUCGUCGCCCUCUGGCUCAUCCAGCCGAGCGAGCACCCUGCCCAGACCAAGCCUCAUAGCCAGACCCUCCCUAUGGGACAUGGCGGGGCUGGUCGGCCUGGCUGCAGUGCUGCUGGGUCUCUGCUCUGCAUCUGAGGGCUUGUGGUCGCUGGCUGCAGCCCCGUGGGGCCUGGCACUGCUGGGCUGGGUGGGGCUGAGGGGGGUCAUGCUGUGGAGACAGGGCCGCAUGCAGAGAGCCGUCCACACACGGGCCACGCAGCUCCAGACUCUGGUCCACAACAGCAAGACUCUGACUGGACUGUCUCGCAAAGCCCUGCGUCUGGUGCAGGAGACGGAGGUCAUCUCCAGAGGGUUCACCCUUUUGCUCGACAGGGUGAGUGCGGCCAACUCCUUUAGCAGGGCGGGGCCGGGGGCGAUGCCACGAGGCCAGCAGCUGAUUGGACUGAGGAAGUCCCUGUACCGGUCGCUCCGCUCGGCCUUCAGAGCCUCGCGUAGAGCCACCUGUCACAUGCUCAAGGCGUUCCCUCUGAACUCUGAGAUCGAUAAUGUGACCAACUAUGUGUCUGCGGUGCCUCUGAAGGAGCUGGGGCUCGGCCUGGGUAUUGAGCACCUGGGUGACGAGCAAGCUCAGGAGCUGACAGAUGACUACAGCCUGCCUGCUCUGAAGGUGCUGUUCCAGUUGUGGGUGGGACAAAGCUCUGAAUGUUUCCGUCGACUGGCUCUUCUCCUGUCACCCCGAAGAAUAGAGGAGCCAGAAGAGCGGGGACCCAAAAGAGACACCUCCUCUCUUCCUCCCCCGCUGCACCAGUCCAUCGCCGCAGUGACUGAGCCCCUCCAUCACGCUCUGGGCAGCUGCCUCGGCGAAGUGCAGCGCAGCUACGACUUCCACCGACACUUUGAGACCCAGCUGAGGACGACGGGCUCUGACAGGACAGUGAGAGCCAGGGAGAAGUGCCGAGAGCUCAACACCCUGCACACCUCCAUCCGAAGCCUGCAGCUGCACCUCAAGGCCCUGCUCAGCGAGAUGAUCAUCCUGGAAGACGACCUGGAGAAACUGAUGGUGUCCAAGGAGCCGACGGAGUUGACAUUUGAGGGCUACCAGGACCUCAGUGACCGGCUGCAUCAGCUGCAUCCUCACAUGCAGGCCAGCGCCGGCUGCUGGGAGGACACCAUCAGCCAGGUGGAGCGCAUGCUGAGACGGGCCAACGCCUGUCCAGGCAAUGCUGAGGGUCUGGAGCAGUGUGGUCCCCCUGUACCCGAGGUUCCUGCUCCUCCUCCAUCCUACCCAUUGAUCCUGGACAGAGACCCUGUGCCAGAAGAGCUGGAGUGGGAGGCCUAUGUGUCCGACUCAGACUCUGACGGUGAAGGCAGAGGGUCUUGGUCCGACAUGUUGUCACCGGAGGAACGGGAGCGGCAACGCCGGGAGAGGGAGGAGUCCCGUCGCGUCCUGUCAGAGCUCAAAGCUGUGCUGGGCUUCCGUGCGUCAGAGGGGGAGAGGAUGAAGAGGAAGCAGCUGCUCUUUAACGACCAAGCUGCCGUGACGCCUUCAGCUCACAGUGAGAGUUCAGAUCAUGCCACAAAGCUGCCAGAUGCUCCAACUUCUCUGGGAUCGGUAGAAACUGGCGAUGAAGAAGGAAACCACCUUUCAGAGUGCUCUGCAGGAAACGAAGGGGAGGAAGGGGAAGGAAGAGACGACAGGGUGAGACCUGAACCCUCCACAGAGCCGGUGAUGGAGUUCAGCUGUGGUUUGGAGACGAAGGAAGGGGACUUGGGAGGAACUUCGGUCUGUACAAGAGGAGGAGGAGGAGCGUCCGAGCUGCACCAGUACGACGGUGUCCUGGAGGAGGCGGAGAGCCAGAACGGUCUGGACUGCUUCCUGAUGCCUAAAGUCCCUGCUGUCUCUGUAAUGGACAGACUGACGGAGAUCCACGGCUCAGAGGCUCUCAGCUUCAGCUCCGCCCUCGCCGCUCAGGUGGCGGCGCGCUCGCACUCGCUCAUCAACAUGGAGGAGCAGACGUUCGGAGAUGAUGAGGAGGGAGAUGAAGAGGAGAGCGACAGACUGACCCCUGAGAAGGACUGAAAUUAAACCUUGCUGCUUUAAUCAAGCACUGAGCAGAGACUGUAUUUAUGUCUGAUUGUCUGGGUGUCUUUUAUCGAUGGGUCUGCGUUACAUCUUAACUGUUUCUGGUGUCGAGGUAUUUCAAAUUUACGCCACUCUCUAUUACCCAUCCGUCCAUUUUACUGUACAUUACCCACGAUUCUUACUGCUCUUUUGCUGUUAAAACUCAGGUACCAGAACCACUAAAACAAAACAUGACCUUACAGUGUUAAGGUCAGAAGACCAGAAUGUCUGCAGUUUUACUUGGUGACAUCCACAUAGUGUAUAACAAGUGAUUGGCUCCAAUACAUAAAAAAUGUAUGUAUUUAAUUGCAGUUUUCUCAUGAGUUACUGUAAUCAAAGCAGUCCAAUGUGAGUUACUGUCAGGAAGUGUUGGGCUGGAGGAGUGGAAAGGUUGAGAGAUACAGUGGUACUUCUGUGUUCAGACAGAACGCGAAGAUAGACGCGAAUUCGCCCAAACAAAGGCCUGUCCGCUGAAAACAUUUUAUCUUGAGCGGAAAACUCGAGCUUAUCCCGGGACUUUAUGAAACAUACAGAGAUGAGAGGAAAGGGGGAGAGAGACACAUACAGGCACACUCCCACAGACAUCAAACAUCAGUGCGUCCGUUUCUAGCUAGCUUACAGCUAAGCUAACGUCUGUAAUGUUACAGUUGGCUGGUGGUGGAAGAAGUAUUCAGAUCAUUUACUUAAGUAAAAGUAGUUAUACUAUAUUAUAUAUACUCUGUUACAAGUAAAUGUUUGCAUUCAUGAUCCAACUGAACCUAAAUACUGCUGGCAAAAUGCAGUUAAAAGUAUUAAAAGUAGAAGUUAUGCAUAAUGGCCCAUUUCAGAGUGUUUGUUAAACAAACAAACUUAAAAGUAAUGUUUUUUCAGGACUUCAGGAGCUCAAAAUUGUACUUUAAGUACAGUACUUGUACUAGUAAAUGUAAUUGUUACUUCCACAACUGCAGUUGGUAUAUUGGAUGUUUUGGGCGGAUAAACACACGGGCCAGCAAGUUCGCGCGAAUGACGCAAGGCGAACAUUUGCUUCGCUUUCUAUCUGAACGCUCCUUAAGCAGGUUGAGCCCAGCUGACUUUAAUUCUUACAGGCAGACAGAUACAAACAAACCCACACAAAGUGAGGGAGCGGGAGCUCUGCAAGAAGAGGAAGUUAAAUGCUAUUUUUACUAUCAGUGCUUUAUUUUUGUCUGUGGGGUGACCACACAUUUACAAUCCUUGACGUAUUUGAAAUACAACACUAUUGUAUCGAAGAACAACUCAUGACUGAAACAAUCCCAUUAUUCAGUGUCUGUGUUUACAGGGUCACAUUCAGCGGGAAGAUCAGGAAGACUUGUUAAUGACUUGACACUUUAUGGAUUCAGUGAACUGUUCUGCUGUGAGGUUUAACAUCAAAUACCUGUACGGGUAUAGUAAUUUAAAAAAAAAAAGUUGAUUUUCUCUCAUGUGAGGGCAAUCUAUAAUAUAUUUCAUAUGAAGUUGCUAUAAGAGUCUGACAGCCCUGAUGUAUGCCCCCCCCCCCCUCCUCCUCCACCACCUUCCCAGUCUUUCUUGCCACCAUGUCUGCCUUGUCCUGACCCCUCCUGCACCCUCUCUCUGGGUCGAGGUCUACCCCCUCCUGCAUUUUCCAACGUGAAAUAAAAUACCAUUCUGGAAGUGUU